Messenger RNA from Rhodamnia argentea, 1731 nucleotides. Its product is annotated as cell division protein FtsY homolog, chloroplastic. Gene Ontology annotation, molecular function: GTP binding; signal recognition particle binding; ATP hydrolysis activity. The transcript has 12 exons. The coding region runs from base 82 to 1299 and encodes 405 amino acids. NCBI's taxonomy places the organism in Eukaryota, Viridiplantae, Streptophyta, Magnoliopsida, Myrtales, Myrtaceae. Gene Ontology annotation, biological process: SRP-dependent cotranslational protein targeting to membrane. The record is from RefSeq and is a predicted model, not a curated record. Gene Ontology annotation, cellular component: membrane.
ACUUUUCCGGAGCGCAUAUCAUCGUCUUCGAACACAGAGCUUCCAAAGUGAGAAGAACUGAGACUGAGAAGAGAACCAUCCAUGGCUUCACCUUCUGCUUCGAGUCAUCUCUCCCUCAUCUCCAAGCCUUCAAAGCCGCCGCCGCAGACGCAGCCACAGCCACAGCCACUUGGCCUUCUCUUCCAAUUCCCGCCGAGCCGGUCCACUGCGUCCUCGAUCUCUCGACCGGCCGAUUCCAGGUUCAGGUGCUCGGCCAGCCAGACAGGCUUCUUCACUCGGCUUGGCCGGCUGAUGAAGGAGAAGGCGAAGAGCGACGUCGAGAAGAUAUUUUCUGGAUUCUCGAAGACCAGAGACAAUCUCGCGGUCAUCGACGAGCUCCUUCUUUACUGGAACCUCGCCGACACCGAUCGCGUCCUCGAUGAACUCGAAGAGGCUCUGCUAGUGGCCGACUUUGGUCCGAAAAUUACAAUUAGGAUUGUGGAUAGAUUGCGCGAGGAUAUAUUGGCAGGAAAGCUUAAAUCAGGAGCUGAGAUAAAGGACGCAUUGAAGAAGAGUGUUUUGGAGUUUUUAAACAAAAUGGGGAGCAAAACCGAACUCCAACUUGGUUUCAGGAAACCGGCUGUGGUAAUGAUUGUUGGUGUUAAUGGAGGCGGGAAAACAACGUCUCUUGGAAAGCUGGCUAAUAGACUAAAGAGAGAAGGAGCGAAGGUUCUACUGGCGGCAGGUGACACCUUCAGAGCAGCUGCUACUGAUCAGCUUGAAAUUUGGGCUGAGAGGACUGGGUGUGAGAUUGUAGUGGCUGAAGGAGAGAAGCCUAAAGCAUCAUCAGUGCUCUCUCAGGCCGUGAAAAGAGGGAAAGAACAAGGAUUUGAUGUUGUCUUAUGUGAUACUUCGGGACGUCUGCACACUAACUACAGCUUGAUGGAAGAGCUGAUCGCAUGCAAGAAAGCUGUUGCCAAAGUGGUUCGUGGUGCACCAAAUGUACAGUUCAUCUUUUCAUGUCACAAGCAAAAGCUUAUUAUAUCUGGAAUCUCUUCAUUUGGUUUAUUUCAGGAAAUUUUAUUAGUUCUGGAUGGGACGACAGGGUUGAAUAUGCUUCCACAGGCGAGAGAAUUCAAUGAUGUGGUAGGGGUGACCGGUUUCAUUUUAACAAAACUUGACGGUUCUGCGAGAGGUGGCUGUGUGGUCAGUGUGGUAGAUGAGCUGGGCAUCCCUGUUAAGUUUGUGGGUGUAGGUGAAGGAGUUGAAGAUCUCCAACCCUUUGAUGCCGAGGCUUUUGUUGAUGCAAUAUUUGCAUGAGGUCUUAAAGUUGGUAACCUUCUCUUGUUUUAUAUUUGCUAGAAAUUGUCGAUGCUCAUGUUGCUUCCUUUUCUUGUGCUCACUACUGCGGUACUUCAGAUGGUUCGAGGUGAUCAUGGGGGCUUCAUCACUUCGUCUGCCCAAACAAGGGAAUUGAUCGACAAGGUUCACUGGAAAUGCAACUGAGAUUUUACUGAGAGAAUGUGAAAAGACUUCCUUCCUUGGGGAUCCAUGAAUUUCUUGUGGCAUGUCACACGCUUUGAAGACCAGAGUCCUGGUGAUGGAGAUGGAAAGGUGAAUAGCGGUUUACGAAGGAUGAAUCAUUGCUUUCCCUCUCGUUUCUGCAGAUUUCUUAAAAAUGCUUUCAUCGGGUUUGUGAGUUCAUUAUCUGCACGUUAGCUAAUUUCUCUUGCCACUCCCCUAAGUGAGACA